Messenger RNA from Synchiropus splendidus (mandarinfish), 1634 nucleotides. RefSeq lists its product as uncharacterized. The record is from RefSeq and is a predicted model, not a curated record. The transcript has 2 exons. Lineage: Eukaryota; Metazoa; Chordata; Actinopteri; Syngnathiformes; Callionymidae. The coding region runs from base 81 to 1184 and encodes 367 amino acids. Gene Ontology annotation, biological process: cell surface receptor signaling pathway.
AGAAGAAGGAAGCCAGUUGAGAGCUGAUCAAGACACAGGCCCUGGCAUGCACACGGCAGUCAGACGGAAAUCAGAAGAACAUGGAGGAAGUAUCUCUUGAGCUGAUCGGUCUCUGCGUCGCAAUCUACCACAAGGCGAAGAAUGCGCAGAGCAACAAGGAGCGCUGCCAGUCUUUGGCCCAGAGGGUCAAGUCCCUUGAGAAACUGGUCGUCGCCAUCAAGAAACGAGGCCGACGUCGCAUCUCGUCGGUGGAGAUGGAGUGUUUGAAAGAACUGCAUGACACUCUAACUGCUGCAAAACAGCUCAUUGAGAAAUAUUCUGUGACCAGCGCAUUUGUGGGCUUCGUGAAAUCCUCCUCCCACGAAGAGAAGUUCAGCAAAAUGAAUGACAGGAUAACGUGCAACUUUGAACUUCUUCGCGGGGCCAUGCAGAUUGAGCAGGAGGACAUGAUGAACAAAAUUUUCGACAAAGUAGAAGGAGGGACCCGAGUCAGGAGGGAAGUAAGCCAACCACCAUCAUCAUCAUCCACUGCCUCAAACAGGAGAAAUUCGCACAGAACCUCCUCUGCUCUCAACAUAACCCCUGCCACCACUGUAGCCAGGACUGCGGCCACUCCAGCUCCCACGACUGAAGCCAGGACUGUGGUCUCGCCAGCUCCCACCACUGUAGCCAGGGCGGUGGCCACUCCAGCUCCCACCACUUUAGCCAGGGCAGUGGCCACUCCAGCAGCCACGACUGUAGCCAGGGCGGUGGCCACUCCAGCAGCCACGACUGUAGCCAGGGCGGUGGCCACUCCAGCUCCCACCACUUUAGCCAGGGCAGUGGCCACUCCAGCAGCCACGACUGAGAUCACAACUGUGGCCAGUCCUCUCACUCCCUCUCCCACUACCAAUCCCUACUACAGUCCAGUCAUCCACUUCAUGGCAUCACCAACCGUUCCAGUCAUGAACCGAAUGAUGGCGAUUUCACCUGGAGCGGUCUCUUACGUCACCUCCAGUACCUCCUACCUGCCCCGGGGAUCAAGCGUUUCCGUCAGUGUCACCUCUGCCCACAACAGUUUCUGUCCAACUGUGACCCCGCUGUCGUUCCCCUACAACAUGGGUUCUACCCAAUCAUGGACUGUGCCACUUUCACCUCAAAAUACAGCUGUCAUUACGACUCCGAAUUACUAUGUAAUUCACUGAAACAAGAAAAUAUACUAUACUAUAUGCUAAUAUAGUAUUGUCAAUGAUGUUGCCUUUGCUACUGUCAGUAAUCUAUGAAUGUUUUAGGGUGACUAACUGCAAUGGAGAUACAAGUAUUUAAGCAAGACCUUCAGGUAGGAACUGGGCUGGCGGUGAAGUGGCUGGAUGUCGUCGGUGUUAUCUAGGUUCAUUUUGAAGAUUUCAAGUGAUAUCAGUUGCACUGCUGUACUGUCGGUCAUGUGACCAGAACUGUUACUUUACUUUGAAAAAAAUGAAAAUACAGUCAAAUCACUGAAAUACAUCAAAUGUCAUGUGACUAUGGUGGAUAGUGUGGAUCAGUGUUGAAGGUUUUCUCAUUCAUCCCAUGCUGCUCUUCUGAACCCUUUCUGUGCUUCAAGUGAGCUACUGCCACCUGCUGUCCGAUGUUCAGUUCAUUGCAGUCAGGAGAUC